Molecule: messenger RNA, 408 nt
Organism: Phaethon lepturus (White-tailed tropicbird)
Lineage: Eukaryota; Metazoa; Chordata; Aves; Phaethontiformes; Phaethontidae
Gene: BCAS4
Product: breast carcinoma amplified sequence 4
Exons: 4
Cellular component (GO): BLOC-1 complex
Source: RefSeq, a predicted model, not a curated record
AUUAGAGGUGAUACAUCAGAGAUCCUGGACAAGACCAUUCCACUCAUUAAAGAGAAGGUGAUGGAAAUGAACCAUAUCUAUGCCAAAGUUGAUAAAUUAGAGGCAUUUGUUAAAAUGGUUGCGCACCAUGUUUCCUUCCUCGAAGAGCAAGUGCUUGAAGCAGAGAAGAGCCAUGGCACCUUUCUUAAUACUGUUUGCAAAUUAUUUCAGUGUGCAACUAUCUCGUCAUUUAAAAAUGCAUCUUGGAAUGAUAAUGUUAGUGAACAAAAGAGAAAAAUAGGGAAUGGCAUAGUUUCCAACUGCACUGAUCUUAUCCCUCCCUGCCAUCCUUCCCCCCCAGAUAGUACAUCUAGAAAACAUGGUGAGAGAGGUAACAAGGAUGAGCACAGCCUUGAUCAGAUUGGCUAA